Neoarthrinium moseri is the source of this 1062-nucleotide messenger RNA. RefSeq lists its product as uncharacterized. Gene Ontology annotation, cellular component: heterotrimeric G-protein complex. The record is from RefSeq and is a predicted model, not a curated record. The transcript has 4 exons. Gene Ontology annotation, biological process: G protein-coupled receptor signaling pathway. Lineage: Eukaryota; Fungi; Ascomycota; Sordariomycetes; Amphisphaeriales; Apiosporaceae. Bases 1 to 1062 code for a protein of 353 amino acids. Gene Ontology annotation, molecular function: G protein-coupled receptor binding; GTP binding; G-protein beta/gamma-subunit complex binding.
AUGGGUUGCGGAAUGAGCACAGAGGAGAAGGAGGGCAAGGCCCGCAACGAGGAGAUUGAGAACCAGCUCAAGCGGGACAAGAUGAUGCAGCGCAACGAGAUCAAGAUGCUUCUUCUGGGUGCUGGUGAAUCCGGAAAGUCGACCAUCCUGAAGCAGAUGAAGCUGAUCCACGAGGGCGGCUACUCGCGCGAUGAGAGGGAAUCCUUCAAGGAGAUCAUCUUCAGCAACACGGUCCAGUCCAUGCGUGUCAUUCUCGAGGCCAUGGAGUCCCUCGAGCUGCCGCUUGAGGACCAGCGCAUGGAGUACCACGUCCAGACCAUCUUCAUGCAGCCCGCUCAGAUCGAGGGCGACGUCCUGCCCCCGGAGGUUGGCAACGCCAUCGAGGCUCUCUGGAAGGACCGCGGUGUGCAGGAGUGUUUCAAGCGAUCGCGCGAGUACCAGCUGAACGACUCGGCACGAUACUACUUCGACAACAUUGCCAGGAUUGCUGCUCCUGACUACAUGCCCAACGACCAGGAUGUCCUGCGCUCGCGUGUCAAGACAACCGGUAUCACGGAGACGACCUUCAUCAUCGGCGACCUGACCUACAGAAUGUUCGACGUCGGUGGUCAGCGAUCUGAGCGAAAGAAGUGGAUCCACUGCUUCGAGAACGUCACCACCAUCCUGUUCCUGGUCGCCAUCUCCGAGUACGAUCAGCUGCUGUUCGAGGACGAGACGGUCAACCGUAUGCAGGAGGCAUUGACUCUUUUCGACUCGAUCUGCAACUCGAGGUGGUUCAUCAAGACCUCGAUCAUCCUGUUCCUGAACAAGAUCGAUCGUUUCAAGGAGAAGCUCCCCGUCAGCCCCAUGAAGAACUACUUCCCCGACUACGAGGGUGGCGAUGACUACGCAGCGGCUUGCGACUACAUCCUCAACCGCUUCGUCAGCUUGAACCAGCACGAGACGAAACAGAUCUACACGCACUUCACCUGUGCAACGGAUACCACGCAAAUCAGAUUCGUCAUGGCUGCCGUCAAUGAUAUCAUUAUCCAGGAGAACCUGCGUCUUUGCGGUCUCAUCUGA